CAAGGAUCUGUACAAGGAGGCCAUGAUGGAGGAGCACCAGCCUCUUGUAUCACAGGUUGGAUCCCGUAGGAGAAAUCCACCAGAGAGAUAUCCCCGUCUUCUGUAUUCCCAGAACUCUCCAGAGGAGAAUGUCCCAGAGAAUCCUCAGAUGAGAAAUCAGGGAGAAGAUAUGACUGAUAUUAAAGUGGAGGAUGAAGAAGAGAAGAUGAUGGGCGAUCCCCCGUGUAAGAGUGAGGUGGAGGAGGACAUUCCAGGAGAUGUCACCACAGAGGAUCCCAAUAAGAAUUCUGAGGAUGUCAUGUUAUCACUAAAUUAUAAUGUAGAAGGUAAAGAUAUCACGCCACGCCCUUCAGGAGGAAAUCUCAUUACUCUUAAUUUAUAUCCAGGACUUCACAGCAAAGAUCUGUCAUAUAAUCCCUCUAAUUAUGAGGAACCUUCUCCUGACCAAUCAAAAAUGAUCACAAGUGCAGGCCAGAAAGGGGGUAAAUGUUUUCAUCGUGGUAAAGAGUUCACAAAAAGUUCAGGUCUUUCUACACACAAAAUGACUCGCACAGGGAGGAAGCCAUUCUCCUGUUCAGAAUGUGGUAAGUGCUUUACAGAUGAAUCCCAUCUUGCUACACAUGAGAAAAGUCACACAGGGGAGAAACCAUAUUCAUGUCCAGAAUGUGGGAAAUGUUUUACAGAUAAAUCAAGUCUUGUUAGACAUGAGAAAAUUCACAAAGGAGAGAAGCCAUAUUCAUGUUCAGAAUGUGGGAAAUGUUUUACACAGAAAUCAUAUCUUGUUACACAUCAGAGAAGUCACACAGGAGAGAAGCCGUAUUCAUGUUCAGAAUGUGGGAAAUGUUUUGCAGAUAAAUCACAUCUUGUUACACAUCAGAGAAGUCACACAGGAGUGAAACCGUAUUCAUGUUCAGAAUGUAGGAAAUGUUUUGCCCAGAAAUCAACUUUAGUUAUACAUGAGAGAAGUCACACAGGGGAGAAACCAUAUUCAUGUUCAGAAUGUGGGAAAUGUUUUGCAGAUAAAACACAUCUUGUUACACAUGAGAGAAUUCACACAGGACAGAAGCCGUAUUCAUGUUCAGAAUGUGGAAAAUGUUUCACACGAAAAUCACAUCUUGUUUUACACAAGAGAAGUCACACAGGAGAGAAGCCAUAUUCAUGUUCAGAAUGUAGGAAAUGUUUUACAACAAAAUCAUAUCUUGUUACACACGAGAGAAGUCACAAAGGAGAGAAGCCAUAUUCAUGUUCAGAAUGUGGAAAAUGUUUCACACGAAAAUCACAUCUUGUUUUACACGAGAGAAGUCACAAAGGAGAGAAGCCAUGUUCAUGU
This is a messenger RNA of Bufo bufo (common toad), 1330 nucleotides long. RefSeq names its product oocyte zinc finger protein XlCOF6.1-like. The annotation marks the transcript as partial. NCBI's taxonomy places the organism in Eukaryota, Metazoa, Chordata, Amphibia, Anura, Bufonidae. The transcript is spliced from 5 exons. The record is from RefSeq and is a predicted model, not a curated record. Gene Ontology annotation, biological process: regulation of transcription by RNA polymerase II. Gene Ontology annotation, molecular function: DNA-binding transcription factor activity, RNA polymerase II-specific; RNA polymerase II cis-regulatory region sequence-specific DNA binding.